GCUCGAGGAAAAAAGGAGCGAGGAGUGGACGAGGGAAGGAAGGGAAAAGCGAAGAGCGAGGAGUGGACGAAGAAAGCGAGGGAGGGAGUAGGGGAGGGCGGGCGAUCGAGGACGUAAAUGUGAGAUUUUGGAGAUUAGAUGCACGGACGUCAUGGCGGUGUGCCGAUUGAGCUCUUGUGCGGCGAGUAGAUUUUUAGGAGGCGAUUUCGACCCGUCUGCUGGAAACACGGGGGGUUAUGGUGCGCGGAUCUGCGCAGGCAGGCCUUCCGAGAUUGCCACUCAAUCUUGCUCUUGUAUUAGCUCUUCGGGAUUGCUGCCCUCUGUUAGGAAUUAUGGUUUUGCGUCGGUCCUCGCCUCAGCUUGUAGGCAAGGUGGGCUGAAGGCUAGCUCUUCUUGUACCUCCAGGCACUCCGGGCUUUGCACUGAGUUCCUAGGGUCUGGAUUCUGCGUUCCUCGCCUGCGCUCCUCUUCAGCCGCUUCAUCAGCUCGGAAAUCUGCGAGCGAAAGAGUUCAUGGUGUCGUUACCAGCAGGUUUAUAGAUGACUCCAGCCUACGAGCAACAGGUGCCGCUGUGGAGAUGCCAGAGACAAAGUCCGUGGGGAAAAUUCGUCAGAAUGUUCUUUCCUUGGUUGGGGACACGCCAAUGGUGUACCUUAAUAAAGUUUCUUCAAGAUGCUGUGCGCGGAUUGCAUGCAAAUUGGAAGCCUUGCAACCUUGCCGAAGCGUCAAGGAUAGAAUCGCGCUUGCUAUGGUAGAAGAUGCAGAGAAAAAAGGCCUAAUUAAGCCAGGCGUUAGCACACUCGUUGAACCAACGAGUGGUAAUACUGGAAUUGGGCUCGCUUUUGUUUGCGCAUCGAAAGGUUAUGAUCUCAUUCUAACAAUGCCAGAAGAUCAGAGUAUCGAGAGGCGAAUUCUUGUUCAGGCUUUUGGCGCCAAGGUUGUUUUAACUCCAGCUAAAUUGGCCAUGACGGGAUCCAUCAAGAAAGCGGAAGAACUUGUUAGGAAAAUUCCUGGAGCGUACACCCUUCAGCAGUUCAACAAUGCUGCAAAUCCACGUGUACACUAUGAAACAACAGGACCUGAAAUAUGGAGGGACACCAAGGGCAAGGUGGAUUUCUUCGUAGCAGGCGUCGGUACUGGCGGCACUAUAACUGGCUGUGGAGAAUAUUUGAAGAAGAUGAACCGAUAUGUACAAAUUGUUGCGGUGGAACCUGCCGAAUGCGCCGUUCUUUCAGGUGGUCGGGCGGGCUACCAUCAGAUUCAGGGCAUAGGAGCUGGUUUUGUUCCCUCAGUACUUAACGUCAAUGUUCUGGACGAAGUCAUCAAGGUGCAUAGUAGGGACGCCUUUGAAACUGCCCAAAGACUCCAUCAAGAGGAGGGAUUGAUGGUUGGGAUUUCAUCUGGGGCUGCAGUGUAUGCUUCCCUUCAAAUUGGCCAAAGGCCAGAGAAUAAAGGCAAAUUGAUUGUGUGUGUUCUGCCAAGUUUUGGAGAACGUUACUUGUCCACAGCUUUAUUCCAAAAGUCGUGGAAAGAGAAUAUGGAGGAGGAGCGAAGAAUGCCAAUGACUUGGUGGUAUCAAGAAGAUCUUGAUGAGCAAAAUGAUGGCCCCGGAGGAGGGGCACUUACUGCUCCUUGAUGAAACCAAAAUGUGCUGAUUUGCACGAUUCUUUUCUACGACGACCACAGAAUUUUUGGUCUAUACUGCUUGGGCAGCCAUAGCCAAGGGCCUUUGUGCAGAUUGGGAGAUUUGACUUCGGAUGAGCAAAAUCAUUUUUCUCCAUUUGCUAAAUCCUAGAUGUCGAAGUAUCCCUGACCGUGAUCAUUGACCAGAAGCAGCUAGUCAUAACUGUCAACUUGUUUCAAAGCACUGAAGCUUGAGAGAUUCCUACUUCCACUCUCCUCAUGGAUGUGGUAGGAGUCCGGAAGAUAAUAAUGGAUAUGUGUUUAUUGGUUGACCUGUUGAGAAUGACGCAAGUCAGUGUAGUUUGGAGUGUUAGUCUCCUUGUAAGUAAUCAAAGUUCGCCAUUAUCUGUAUUUGGUUUUUCCAGGCACGUUCUUUUUAUACGAUGGCGUGUGUGAUGAUGUGACGUCCAGUUGCAGCUGUUGCUAGUAGAUUACUUGAACAUGUGAUUUCUGCCAACUAUAAGCAGUGGCAAGUAAGGACUUGUACACAUGUAUGUUGGAUCGAUAUGGCCACUUCAGCAGCUGUGGGCAUGUUUGGACUCUGUCUAGCCUGUGAAGCUUCACCAUCAAUGAAUCCCGUUUCUCCUGUGAAGAAAACAUUUCAUCGUCCGGGCUUGCCUUGUAACUUGGAUAUAGCCCCUACAGCCCGAACAGAGUGCUUGUACUUGGCUU
This is a messenger RNA of Marchantia polymorpha subsp. ruderalis, 2355 nucleotides long. The record is from the annotation of a GenBank genome assembly. NCBI's taxonomy places the organism in Eukaryota, Viridiplantae, Streptophyta, Marchantiopsida, Marchantiales, Marchantiaceae.